This is a messenger RNA of Lachnellula hyalina, 2106 nucleotides long. It is a transcript of the gene NOP9, whose product is annotated as Nucleolar protein. The transcript has 3 exons. NCBI's taxonomy places the organism in Eukaryota, Fungi, Ascomycota, Leotiomycetes, Helotiales, Lachnaceae. The record is from RefSeq and is a predicted model, not a curated record. Gene Ontology annotation, molecular function: RNA binding. Gene Ontology annotation, biological process: ribosomal small subunit export from nucleus; endonucleolytic cleavage in ITS1 to separate SSU-rRNA from 5.8S rRNA and LSU-rRNA from tricistronic rRNA transcript (SSU-rRNA, 5.8S rRNA, LSU-rRNA); endonucleolytic cleavage in 5'-ETS of tricistronic rRNA transcript (SSU-rRNA, 5.8S rRNA, LSU-rRNA). The coding region runs from base 1 to 2106 and encodes 701 amino acids. Gene Ontology annotation, cellular component: 90S preribosome; nucleolus; preribosome, small subunit precursor.
AUGCCUAAAGAAAAUAAACAUAGCCGUGGUCGCCGAGACGAGAAGAAAGAGAAGAAACGCAAGAGAGAUAAUGGGGAGGACGAGCCCUCGAAAAGAAGGAAAUCUCAAGAUGCCGACCCCGCGCCAGAGGACGUCGAGUUCACAGGCCUAGACAACAGCGAGCCCAUCCAGAAUGCCGAAGAAACAACAGCUACUGAGCGCCCAUUCUACGGCAUGCUCGAGGACGAAGAGCAGGAGUAUUUCCGCCGUGCAGACGAACUUCUCGAACUGAACGAUUUCCCCUCGGAGGAAGAACAAUCAAUGUUUCUAGCGAAUGUAUAUCGAGAAGCUGAAGGGAAAGAGCUCAAAAUUGCUUGCAGUCAAUCGUGUUCACGGCUGAUGGAACGGUUAAUAUUGCUGAGUUCGCCGGCGCAAAAGAAGAAACUAUUCGGUAACUUUGCGGACAACUUCUCGCAUUUGGUGCAGCAUCGGUUUGCAAGCCACUGCUGUGAGAUGUUGUUUAUUCAGUCUGCGCCCGUUGUGACACAGGAGCUCACUGCGGAUUCGCACCCAGAGGUUGAGGACGGGGAUGAGAAGAAGGAUGUUUCCAUGGAAAGUUUGUUUCUUCAAACCCUCGACGAGUUGGAGGGGAAUAUGACAUUCCUUCUGACAGACAGAUUUGCUUCCCAUACCCUACGAGUUCUGAUGGUUAUCCUUUCGGGUCGGCCCUUAGAGAAAGAAUCGACUAGAUCUCUGCUCCAAAGCAAGAGAAAGGAAAAGACUUCAGUUGGAAACAUGGACUUGACACCUACCGAACUCUCUCUCAACAAGCGCUCUGUUCCUGAAUCCUUCCAAUUCGCUGUCGAGAAGAUAAUCUCAGACACUGUAGCAACAAUGGACACAUCCUUCAUCCGCAUCCUAGCUACACAUCCCACAGGAAACCCUACCCUACAACUUCUCCUCGAACUCGAACUCACCAACCCCACAUCUAAGAAAGGCACCGAGAAAACUAUUAUCUCUGCCCUCCUUCCAGACGACAUCACGACAGAAGGCAGCGACUCCUCCGUCUUCAUGAAUGGCAUCCUGUACGACCCCAUCGGUUCUCGUUUACUUGAAACAAUCUGCACAUAUGCUCCCGGCAAGCUAUUCAAGCAAAUCUACCGCAGCACAUUCAAAGACCGAAUUGCAGGACUCGCUAGAAACGAGAUUUCCAGCUACGUCGUAAUCCGCGUCCUUCAACGACUCAGCAAAGAGGAUCUCGAGGAAGCAGUUGCACAGAUCAGUCCCCAAAUUCUAGGCCUUGUGCAGAGAUCGAGAACCGUGAUCAUCAAGACACUUAUUGAAAGAUGUCACGCACGGGGGGCUAUGAAGUCGUUAGAGGCGCUUACGGAAGCCAUUUCUGCGGCUUAUGAUUGUGAUCCUGCUACAUUGGUACUGAAGAUGGCUUGUAUCGACGACGUCGAAGCCCUUAUCAAAUUCACCACCCACUAUCCCUCUACCCCCCCCACCUCGCACAUAAUCCAAUCCGCCCUCCUCCCCUCAGCCGCCAACGUAACAUUCCGUCGAAAAUUCCUCAACCUACUCUUCCCCCCUCCACCCGAAACCCAAGACCAAGGCCCCUCCACAGAUCCAAUACAAACCCUCGCCCUCUCCCCAACAGGCUCCCACACCCUCGACAGCAUCCUCAAAAGCACAGCCUCCAGCAACCCGCUCUUCAACCAAACCGAACGCAUCGCGCUCGCCCUCACAACCCACGAGCACUUGCUCCGCGAAUCCUGGACCGGCCGCAUCGUGUGGCGGAACUGGAUGCUCGACUUGUUCAAGCGGAAGCGUGGCGAAUGGGUCAACAAGGUUAAAGCUCUGGGCUUAGAAUCCCUGCCUAAAGAAUCACCUGUGCCCCAGGAACAAGCUGAAGAAGAGGGGGGUGGAAAACAGAGGGGGAAGGGGAAGAAAGGAGGGAGGUUCAGCAAGGGCGACGAGAAGACACAGGGCAAGAGUGCGAUCCAGCUUGCGAGGGAGAAAUUCGCUGCGACUAAGCUUGGUGGUAGUAGUGCGGGUGCGGCGAAAGCAGGCAAGGGGAAAGGAUACGGGACAGGUGCGAACCAGGUAGAGAAGAUCGGUGCUUGA